GUCCUGAGAGGCAGCUGGAUGCUGAGAAAGUUCCUGAGAGGCAGCUGGAUGUUGCGCCAGAUCUUCAGAGGCAACCGGAUGCUGCGCCAGAUCCAGAGAGACAGCUAGAUGUUGAGCCAGUUCCUGAGAGGCAAUUGGAUGCUAAGAAAGUUCCUGAGAGGCAGCUGGAUGCUGAGACAGUUCCUGAGAGGCAACUGGAUGCUAAGAAAGUUCCUGAGAGGCAGCUGAAUGCUGCGCCAGAUCCUGAGAGGCAGCUGGAUGCUGAGAAAGUUCCUGAGAGGCAGCUGGAUGUUGCGCCAGAUCCUGAGAGGCAGCUGGAUGCUGAGAAAGGUCCUGAGAGCCAGCUGCAGGAUACUGAGGCAGGGAAAGCACUCUUAUGUCCGCUGAGCAAUUGGAAGGGAUACGAGGACAUGGAAUAG
Molecule: messenger RNA, 419 nt
Organism: Procambarus clarkii (red swamp crayfish)
Lineage: Eukaryota; Metazoa; Arthropoda; Malacostraca; Decapoda; Cambaridae
Product: eukaryotic translation initiation factor 3 subunit A-like
Source: RefSeq, a predicted model, not a curated record